CGAAUUGAAACCUAAUAUGAGGAUGCAUCUAAACAAAAUAGAAGUGGCGUACAAAUUUCAGUUCGAAGGAGGAACAUGCAGCUUGCUAUGUCCAUAGUCCGCCCAACUCCGUUAGCCUUCCCUCAUCCUCCGGUGACUAUUCUCCGGCAUACAACUUUUCGAGUUUCAUGUUCCUCCUCCACUCCGUCGCAACCUCUGCAAGCAGAUGCAAGAGAUUCUGCGCAGAGAACUUCAUAUAAGCCCGGUCCGCUCGAUAAUCUCUUCCUUCAUUUGUUCCGUAGAAAAAUGGCCCGGGAGUCUGGAUGGGAUUCUGAAAAGCCUGGAUAUGAUGGAUUAAUUGAAGUUGCAAAUCGUCUCAUGAUUGGUCGAACCAAUUCUGAAACAAGAGAAAUUGCAGUGCGGAUAUUAGAAUCUCUUUUUCCUGCAUGGUUGUUGGAUCUCUACAGAAGGCUUAUUGCACCCGUAGGAGGAGGUAAAAUUGCUGCGGUGAUGGUAGCAAGGGUUACUGCAUUAUCUUGCCAAUGGCUCAUGGGUCCAUGUAAAGUCAACUCAGUGGAUCUUCCCGACGGAUCAUCAUGGAUGAGUGGGGUGCUGGUGGAAAAAUGCAAGUAUUUAGAAGAGAGCAAAUGUGUGGGAAUAUGUGUUAAUACUUGCAAACUCCCCACGCAGGCUUUCUUCAAGGAUUCUAUGGGUGUGCCUUUGGUUAUGGAGCCAAAGUUCAGCGACUAUAGCUGUCAGGUAAUGAUGAGUCAAUAAUGAUGUUACUAAGAUGAGUGAAACAAAAGUUAAUAACUUUGACGGGGCAGUUCAAGUUUGGGAUCUUGCCUCCUGAACCAGAGGAUGAUGAAGCGCUAAAACAAACUUGUCUGGAGAUAUGCCCAAAUGCAUCCCUUAGACGAAAGGAGCCUGCCCGGCAGAAGGCUAACACAGAUGCUGAUGCAUUCAAGUGUCCCAAGGCAUAAUAGGCCCACUAGGCUGUCUGUUAUUUUUCUAUUUUAGUCUAUGUCAAAUGUUUAUCCAACACUAAAUUUAUGUAGGUUCAAAAAUUUGUACUUCUAAUGUUCAAGAUCAAACACGCUCCGUCCUACUGUACAUUUCUAAUCCCUCCGUCCCUUAAAACUUUGCCAAGUUUGACCGGC
This is a messenger RNA of Cuscuta europaea, 1139 nucleotides long. Lineage: Eukaryota; Viridiplantae; Streptophyta; Magnoliopsida; Solanales; Convolvulaceae. The record is from the annotation of a GenBank genome assembly.